AUGGAGUAGGUUUCAUAUUUUGAAAUUGUGGGGACGUUUAACAAUAAGAAUUAAAAGUUUUGUAUAGACAUUAUUCCAACUGUAGAAGGUAUUAGCAUUGUAUAAAGCUGUUUAUAUAAUAAUUAUUAGAUUUCUUCCACUGAUUAGAAGUUAUUUGAGUUAUCAUUUUCUGAUGAGAACAUAAAAUUAUAAUGGGAUGAAUAAAUUGAACAACUAGCUUAUGGCAAUUCUGUUUCCUUAUGGAUAAAAAACGAAACAUAUAAGAUUUUUGGCAAACCAGAUAAUCUACAAUGGUUAUAUGACUUAUGUAAAGGAAAGUUUCUAUAUCUAUCUAAAGCCAGAGCUAAAUUACGAACUUUUAUAAAUCAAAAUGACACAGGAAUAGUAAGUAUAGCAUAGAUUAUUCUAGAUAUAUAGAUUGGAUGAAUAAUGUAAUACUUUUGAGUUAUGUUUUGAGAAAAUCAUUAACUAGAAGUAACAGAAAUUUAAAUAAGAUUAUGACAUUCCGGAAGAAAUAAAAAUUCUUAAGUUAAUUAACCAGAAUAAAUCUCCCUAUUUGAUUAGAUUGGAAACAAUUCAAUAUAAUGGAAAUGAAUUUUCAUAUUGUUAUAAAACAAAAAGAUUGAAUUCUCUGAAUUCACUAAUAAAAGAGUCUUAAAAAUUGAAAAUAAACUAAGUAUUAGAUAUUAUCAGAUAACUGUUAUAAGGUAUUUAAGUAUAUUAAUAUGAGUUACUAAUUAUUUUGAAUAGAUAAAGUUAGUGCACAACUAGUUAGACUUGGAAAAUGUAUAAUAUUCAAAGAUCGACAAUGUAAUUUAAAUCACUAACUUUUCUAACUCACUGUUAGAAAAAAGCAAAACAUUUUUAUAGUAAUUAAAUAUAUUAUUUCAAGUAAAGCUUAAACGAGCGGUCAUGCUUCUCCAGAAAGCUAUUCAUAAUAGUAACAUCUGACUACUGCAACCAACAUUUACUAGGUUGGCAUUCUAUUUUAUAUAAUGUACACAAUACAAUGUCAAUUAGGGUAUUUGGGUGUAAUCCUUUUGGUGAUAAUUAGGAAGAGAUUUUGAAAAAUAAUUAAAUCGGAAACUUUUGUAUACCAAAAUUCAAUGGAUUAAUGGUGGAACAAUAUAAAAAAAUUUUUGAGUAAAUUUUUGAGAUGAUAUCAUCAAUGAUGUCUGUUCUCCCUAAUAACAGGUAGAAUUCUUCAUAUUAUCUUUCAUCAAAAAUAUUUUCUCCGAAUUUUAAAUAGAAACUUUCAAAAAUGGAAUUAAGUCUUAGCUUUUACCAAUUGAAAGAAGAUGACACUAUAAAUGAAGAAAACAAGUUUCUUAAUCCAAUUUAUACUUUUAAGACAAAAUUUUAAUGA
Messenger RNA from Paramecium octaurelia, 1366 nucleotides. The record is from the annotation of a GenBank genome assembly. NCBI's taxonomy places the organism in Eukaryota, Ciliophora, Oligohymenophorea, Peniculida, Parameciidae.